Messenger RNA from Fragaria vesca subsp. vesca, 707 nucleotides. Its product is annotated as early nodulin-like protein 1-like. Lineage: Eukaryota; Viridiplantae; Streptophyta; Magnoliopsida; Rosales; Rosaceae. Gene Ontology annotation, molecular function: electron transfer activity. The transcript is spliced from 2 exons. The record is from RefSeq and is a predicted model, not a curated record. The coding region runs from base 27 to 593 and encodes 188 amino acids. Gene Ontology annotation, cellular component: plasma membrane.
GAGAGAGAGAGAGUUGAGAACUUAAAAUGGCUAAUCUUACUCCAAGAUACCAGUUCUUGUUGGCUUUGCAGUUCCUUCUGUUAGUCAGAGUUUGGUGCUACCAGUACAAAGUUGGAGAUCUAGAUGCUUGGGGAAUACCAACUUCAGCAAAUCCACAAGUCUACACCAAAUGGUCAAAAUACCAUUCUUUCAAGAGUGGAGAUUCUCUCUUGUUCUUGUACCCACCAAGCCAAGACUCAAUGAUUCAAGUCACUGAGCAAUCCUACAAGGACUGCAACCUCAAAGAUCCGAUCUUGUACAUGAACAAUGGCAACUCUCUCUUUAAUGUUACUACAGAAGGAGUUUUUUACUUCACAAGUGGAGAGCCUGGCCACUGUGGGAAGGGCCAGAAGCUCUACAUUGCUACAGGGAAUGGCACUGCUUACUCUCCUGCAUAUGGUCCAAGUUCGCCGGAUUCUGCCCCGUCUUACCCCACCGUUUUCGGCUCAAUUCCGGCACCGCCUUCUUCUUCUUCACCAUCACAAAGCGUUCCACUUCUCAUAAUGGCCAUUACUGGACUUUUGGUAUGUGCAUUACUCAGUGGCAAUCUGUGAAGAACUUCAGUACUACAAUCGUUUUCUUUGGAAUUUUGGAAUACCCUAUUCUUUCAUCACAUUCAUGAUCAUGCAACUUCUUUUUGCAAUGUAAUAGUAUAAAGCGUAUGAUGU